This is a messenger RNA of Trichoplax adhaerens, 1578 nucleotides long. RefSeq lists its product as uncharacterized. The coding region runs from base 1 to 1578 and encodes 525 amino acids. Gene Ontology annotation, biological process: DNA integration; DNA recombination. The record is from RefSeq and is a predicted model, not a curated record. Gene Ontology annotation, molecular function: DNA binding. Lineage: Eukaryota; Metazoa; Placozoa; Uniplacotomia; Trichoplacea; Trichoplacidae. The transcript has 6 exons.
AUGAAUUUCUUUAUGUACGUUGAUCAGUUUAACGACGAUGAAGAUGAAUCAGAUUGGAUUGAAACUGGAGACGAGUUACUUAUUGCAGAACAAAAUAUCAAAGAUGGGAAGCAAUAUACGAAUUUUGAUGAUUUUAAAGAAGUGAUCGGUAAAUUUGAAGACAAUAUCGACACGACUACAUUCGAAAAGUGUUUUAAAACUAAAGAACUAUGCGAUACGUAUUCCUGCGAUGAAAGUGAUCUUAUGUCAAUCAUUGAUCCAAAUGAUCCUAAAUCGGAACUUUCAAGAAAAUUAGAUGAAGAUAUAGAUGGCGAAUGCAAGAAAUGGAUCGAAACCCUGCGUAGUAGAGAAAAAGUUUCUGCAAUUCCUGAAUUGACCUCAGUUGUAGGCAAAACUAGAUGGCUCUUAAAAGAAUACGGCUAUAUGAAGCAUUUUGAUAGAGGAAAAUUUAAAGAAGUAGAAGGAUACUAUCACGAUUUAGGCAAGCCUGAUAGCGGAUGUAAUCAGCUAGCCAUCUACGUUAAUCGUUAUUUAUAUUGGUGCUCAUCGGGAACAGCUCUAAACUGGGAAUAUUUAAACGAUUCUCAUCUGAUAAAAGACUACAUUAAGGAAAUGCAUGAGAAAACAAAUUGUUCAGCUUCUUUCCUAUGUAACAUUAUUAUUGCAAUAUUGCGUGGAAGAAGAUUUGCUGUGGCACAAGGAAUGAUUUCUGAAGCAACAGAAUCUCAAAAGAUACUGCUUGAAGAUGUAUUGAAGAAAUAUCGUACACUUAUGAAGCAAAGAUCUCGCGAUAUCUCUCGAAACUUACGUAAAAGAGGUUCAGUUUUAGAACCUAAAAUGUUUUUCAAAGCGGUUAACAAACCAGCAUUAAUGAAAAAGUAUAAUGAUCUAGUGACAUAUUCCAAAAUGAUCAAGAAGAAAAAUGGAAAACUGCCAGAUAGAAUGUAUAUCUUCGGUUUAAGAUUUACAUUAGCACAUAUGUUGUUAAGCUGUGCUUCUAGGCCUGGUCCAUUAUACAAUUUAACGUUAAACGAUAUGCGCUGCUCUCGAGGCAACUGGGAUGACGAGAAAAGUGAAGUUAUUAUUACUGUUUUAGAUCAUAAAACAGGCAAAUGCGAUGAUGCUCGCUUUAUUUUAAGUCAUUAUUCUAAAGUUGUGGUAAGAGAAUUUUGGCACUAUAUUCGACCUUUGGUACCUCAGAUAGAGGAUGGAAAUGAUGCAUACUUUUAUCUAAAUUCGUCAGGAAAACGUUUAUGCUCAUCACAGGUAAACUCUCAUGUUCGAGUCAUAUUUAAAGUAGCAGGUAUUGAAGGAUUUACAACUACAUUGCUCAGAAAAGCCAUUGAAAGCGCUUCGGCUAAUCGAUUCUCGAUGAAGGAUCAAGAAAACGUUGCUACACUACUAAACCAUGACACACAAACGGCUGAUAGGUACUAUAAAGUUUACAUUAAUAAUGAAGAAAAGGCAUACAAGGGUUGGGAAGCUAUUAAUUUGCUUUACAGCGGUAAGUCACCGGAACACGACGAGGAUGACUACGAAGAUAUUCGUGAUUUUCCAAAGCAUGAAAUUAAAGAAUAG